UGGACGCGCGCAGGGAGGGCCGGUUCCCACGUGGGCUGACGCCGGCUGCUCGGCGGCUCCGGAUUGACCCCGGGGCUAUAAAGCGAGGCGGCUGCGAGGGAGGCAGCGCGGCGGCGGCGGCGGCAGCAGGCGCCGCUCCGGACCCCGCGCUCUCGGGCUGCGGCUCAGCCCGGCUCCGGCUCCGGCUCCGAGCCGCCCGCAGCUGGAGGGACCAGCUCCCGGAGAGGGACGGGGACCCCCACACCUCGUGUCCCGCUCCUCGCUGCGCGGGCUGAGCCCCUUUCCUUGCCUCGGAUUUGCUUUCCUGCCGGACACUGCGGGGGGGAGGGAAGAUCCAGCCAAUCGCUUCCCCCUGGACAAUCCCCUCCCCCCCCCGCCCUCCCCCUUAGCUGGACCCCUUGAUUACCGCGCCAGACCCUUCCCCGCCUGCCCUCUCCGCACAGGUAAGGCGAACUUCAUUUCGAGCCUUGAACAGGAACCGAGAACUCUUCCCAGCCGUGCGGAACCUGCUCUGGGCGUGGAGCCGGGGGGGAGGGGGGGGAUGGAAAGCCUCUGCCCCCCCAAAGCCGGCUGGAAAUGAAGCGGAUUUCACCACGGGGAGGGAGGAGCAGCCGCUUGCUGCUUAUAAAAGAGCCGAACAAAGCAAAGGGCAGAGGCGCUGCCGCUCUCGCUCUCGGAAACUGGAGUCGUGGGAGCCAGAGGCUGCUGCGGAUUGAAUUAAGCUUCGCCCCUCGCUCCGCUGGCAGGAGGCGACAGACCUGCCAGGUGCAGCGGCCGGCCCUUGAGUUUCUGGGUGACUCCUAGCGGGGGGCACGGCAGGCUGGGUUUGAUGUUUAACCUGGAGAACCCGUUCACGGAGAGGGGGCGCUUCCUCUCUGCCAUGGAGUACCAGCACCAGCUGGAAGAGGAGGGUUACCCGCCUCCUGGGGGCAACGGGAGCCUGAAUGAGAGUGACGCCGGGCCGAGGGGAGGCACACCGUACCCUCUCCACACCACCCUCACCCUUAUCAGCCUGGCGGGGCUGCUCAUGCUCUUCACCAUCUUCGGCAACGUGCUGGUCAUCAUCGCCGUCUUCACCAGCCGUGGGCUCAAGGCCCCCCAGAACCUCUUCCUGGUCUCCCUGGCCUCAGCUGACAUCCUGGUGGCCACGCUGGUCAUCCCUUUCUCGCUGGCCAACGAGGUGAUGGGCUACUGGUACUUUGGCAAGGUCUGGUGCGAGAUCUACCUGGCCUUGGACGUGCUGUUUUGCACCUCCUCCAUUGUGCACCUGUGUGCCAUCAGCCUGGACCGCUACUGGUCCAUCACCCAGGCCAUCGAGUAUAACCUCAAGCGCACGCCGCGCCGCAUCAAGUGCAUCAUCUUCAUCGUCUGGGUCAUCUCGGCCGUCAUCUCAUUCCCGCCCCUCAUCUCCAUCGAGAAGAAGAACGGGCGGCAGGCCGACCGGGCAGCGGGGUGCAAGAUCAACGACGAGAAGUGGUACAUCAUCUCCUCCUGCAUCGGCUCCUUCUUCGCCCCCUGCCUCAUCAUGAUUCUGGUCUACGUACGUAUCUAUCAGAUUGCCAAGAGGAGAACCCGGGUGCCCCCCAGCAGGAGAGGAGAACACCCCAAUAAAAGGCAAAAUGGCUUGGCAGAUAAGGAGGAGCUGCCAGCAGCAGCCAAGCUCAAUGGGGAGAAGGUGACGGAGGGAGGAGGGCAGGAGAGGGAACUCAAUGGCAUAGACAUGGAGGAGACUUCCUCCUCGGAGCACAAUGAGAACCACCAGUGCAGGAAGCAAGGGAGGCCCCAGAGAUGCAAAGGCAAGACCAAGCUGAGCCAGAUCAAGCCGGGGGACAGCUUGCCCAGGAGGAUGGGGGAGGAGAGGAACGCCAAAGCGUCCCGGUGGAGGGGCAGGCAGAACCGGGAGAAGCGCUUCACCUUUGUGCUGGCGGUGGUGAUCGGGGUCUUCGUCAUAUGCUGGUUUCCCUUUUUCUUCACCUACACGCUCACCGCUGUCUGCAAGAGCUGCUCCGUGCCCGACACCCUCUUCAAGUUCUUCUUCUGGUUUGGUUACUGCAACAGCUCUCUGAACCCUGUCAUCUACACCAUCUUCAACCACGACUUCAGGAGGGCCUUCAAAAAGAUCCUCUGCAGGAUAGACAGGAAAAGGAUUGUUUGAUGAACAGACCGUUUUCUGUCAGCUUGACUGGUGACUAAAGGCUCUCCGUGUGAGGGUGAUGCACAGCUGCCUUGGGCUGGACUUGCAAGUGGAUAGUUUCCUCUGACAUGCAGGUGAGACCCUUUAAACACUGAGAUGAAACUAUUAAAACACCAAGCAGCAGCAACAACAAAGCAAGCAAGGGAAACACACAGCCUCAGCAUUUGGGUUUGCAAGUGGAUCAUUUCUGGCUUUGGAUGGGGUCAUGACUUAUAAGCUUGACUCUUUAAAAAUGUCAGUGAAAUUCAGAAAUCAACAACAAAGAGAAAAUACACAGGCCCACAUGAACUAUUUUGUGGAUGUAUAAUUAACUUUAAACUUCUUGUAAAAAUACGGUAUUCCAUCCCUGAGAUCCCUCUGCCUUAAUUUUUGAAAGGCAGUCAGCUUUGAAACUAUGCUUUAAAUAGUCUUGACAACUUGAAGCAUAAAAACUAUUGGAGCCAUCUCCUCAACCCUGCAGUUCAAUAGUAUUACCAAGAUUUCCAAUGUGCUAUUGGAUUUUUGGCCAUAAAGCUUGUAAGCGCAGACCUGACCAUAUUAGAGGAUAUUUUUCUGUACCUGAUUCUGUUUCCUUUUUGUGCUCUCUAUUAUUUAGUAUUGCUGAAAAGGUAACAUUCCUCUUUCUGCUAAUUGGGAGAAAAAAAAAAAAAAAGAAAGAAAGAAAGACUUAACAGUUUCACAAUGCAAUCAGAACUGACCUAAAUGAUUGAGAACAAUGAACUCAUUUUGCUUGCAAGGUGAUGCUCAAGAACAAUCAAGUUCUUAAAGAGUUAAUAGAAAGUAACAUCCCGUUACCACGGAAAUGUGUUCAAUGCUAACUUGUUUUCCCCACCCCUGAUUGUAAAUAGAUAACAUUUUAAAGUAAAUAUCAGGUUACAUAUCAUGUUAUCUGAUUUGUAUUUAUUUUUGACAUUUUAAUUCCUGCUGGGUUUCCUGCACACACAACCGGGUUUCAUGCACAAAAGCAGUUCUGCCUUUUUGAGUAACCUAAGAUUUAAGUUUUUAAUUUUCUAGUUUCAUCUUCAGUGGAGACUGGCGAACUGUCCGUUUUUGAUCUGAAUCUUAUACAGGACAACCCUUUAAAACAGGAGAAACUUACAUACAGUUUCUCCUAUAUUUUAUAGUGUAAUUAUACUUUUUAAAAAAUGUGUAAAUAUCAUAUUGGAAUGGGAAAGAAAGUUACUUCUGAAAAAGUGGUAUUUUAUCUAUUAUAAAACAACAAAUCUAACAUCCUUGUGCCAUGAGGAAAACUUCCUGAAGAAUAUUAAAAAGGAAAUACUUCUUUGCCAUUCACAAUAAACUAUGGGGAAACCUUUUAACGUUAUAACAACAGCUUCCUUUAAAUACUGACAGGUCACAGAAACGAUGUGAAAGAUGAAACAUUUGUUUCAAUUACUCCAUUGUAAACGGAAUUUGCUUGGACAGCAGCUAUCAAAUGUACAGUAACAGACUUAAAGGAGAAAGAGAGCUUUUUACUUCCAAGAGUGUUUUAUUCCUUUUACUCUUGUUUUUGAUGUAAUUAACUCCAAAGGUCCCACGGUGAAUUAUGGGAGUUGGACACCAAAGUUUACAGCCACAUAAGUUUUCAAAGCUGAAUCCUUGAGAGGUGAGG
Messenger RNA from Chelonia mydas (Green sea turtle), 3806 nucleotides. It is a transcript of the gene ADRA2A, whose product is annotated as adrenoceptor alpha 2A. Gene Ontology annotation, biological process: adenylate cyclase-activating adrenergic receptor signaling pathway; platelet activation; regulation of smooth muscle contraction. Lineage: Eukaryota; Metazoa; Chordata; Testudines; Cheloniidae. Bases 830 to 2155 code for a protein of 441 amino acids. The transcript has a single exon. Gene Ontology annotation, cellular component: membrane. Gene Ontology annotation, molecular function: alpha2-adrenergic receptor activity. The record is from RefSeq and is a predicted model, not a curated record.